AAGACCACCGCGAACACAACCGUAUCGCCUCAAAACGCAGCGUAUUAAUGGCCUCUUCGGAGCCACUCGACCUGGUUGUUACCGUCGUCUCUGCCAAGCACCUGAAGAAUGUCAACUGGCGUAACGGUGACCUGAAACCCUACGUUGUUCUGUAUCUUGACCAAGACCACCCUCUCUCCACCCGCUCCGAUGAUUCCGCCUCCAUCAAACCGGUGUGGAACGAGCGGAUUACUCUUCCUCUCACCCGAUCCGUCCACGAAUCUGUCCUCAACAUCGAGAUUUUUCAUUCCAAUUCCUCGGAUCUGGCGAAAACCCUCGUCGGAUCGGUUAGGUUUCCUCUAGCUCGCUUGAUUGACUCGGACGGAGCGAUGAUCCCCGAAUUGAUCAACUCGCUCGAGCUGGUUCGUCCAUCGGGUCGGCCACAGGGGAAGAUUCGCUUGAAACUCGCGAUCAAAGAGAGACCAAUCCCUCCACCGCAGCAUCCUCCGCCACGUCCUCAAUCUCAUCCACUAGAUUACUAUUCUGCCCCUCAAGGAAACCAUUAUUACUCUCCUACCCCUCCUCCUCCUCAAGCUCCGAUCACCUCUCCGUCUCCUCAGCGUGACUACAGAGAAUUCUCACAGUCACCGUCUCCGUCUCCUUACGCAUUCACUGAUCAUUACUAUUCCGGGUAUUAUUAUCCGCCUCCUCCUCCACGUUCAAUGUACGAUCGUGCCUCCAAUUACGGCCUCCCAAGUGGCCCAUCUGCUCCCGUCGAUGCCUUCUCAUCGAUUGAUCACAAACAGCCUCCUUUAGCUCCUCCUCGGUUUUCCAAUUACGGUCCACCGCCUAGUGGGCCAUCAGCUCCCGUUGAUGCCUUUCCGGGUAACGAGUACAAGCCACAGGCUCCUCCUAUGGGCUCACGAUUGUCUAGCUACGGAGUGCCUAAUGGUCCAUCGGCGCCAGUGGAUUACUCUCCUUAUGAUCACAGGCAGUUGCAGAAGACCAUGGGUGGAUUGAGCUUGGAAGAAGACAGAGCUGCUGCAGAGAGGUCUGAGAGUGACUUCGGAGCUAGGCCAAACUACAGCUAUGGCCGCGAUUAUCGCCGUGAAUGUUGAGGAUGGAAAAAGUUGUUGACUUUCAUAAGUGUGUGGCCUUUAUAAGGCUUUACUUAUCAUCAGAUUUACCAUCCAUGUUGGCGUUUAUAGAUCACCAAGAAAUGGCUGGUGAAAAAAAUAUGAAUUUGGUGAAGUAUAUCUUUAUGUCUAUAUGUAUUUCUCGUUUGUGAAUUGAUUUGCUUCUUUCUAGCUGCUAUUCUGUUUAUGUAUGUGUACCUUUGUACAUGUUUCUAAAACAUCUCUAAUUUCUUUCCUUCUUUCAACUUCUUGAAUCAGGCUAUUAUUGGGUUCUUAGGGUUAAAUAUUCUAAUGUGAAUCCCUUCUCUGUUGAUUUGUUGUUUGAACCAUGCUCUGAUUAGGUAUGGUAGUAUGCUCUGUCUCAGACAUGAACAGUCCUAUAUCCUGCAAUUCUGCCGAAUAUUUUUGCAGGCUGGUUAAAGACUUUGGAUCUUAUCCCUGUUUCAUGUAACCACUGUGUGAUUUUUAUUUUCUUACUCUUUCUGUACAUCUAUCGACUAAAUAAGUAGCUAAAUGUCUGAAAUAUCUUUUUUGUGAGUUCUAAUAUUGGAACCAGUGAUCUCCAUCUCUCAGAGUAAUAAUUCAUUGAGGGAUAUAGUUGGAUUAAUGUGUCUUGAAUCAUGCUCAUCACAGUAGAGAAAAGAUGUCCUAUCUGACGUUUUGGGUAAGAUGUAAUGAAUGUAUACGGUUGGUGCUAAAUGUAUUGUGCUCUUGUUUUGACGAUGAGACAGAGCAGUUUUGCUAUUGCAUUCUUUUCCCUUUUGGCAUUUUUGUAACCUGCUAUAUAUGUCAGUCAAUCUCAUGCCAUUUGCAUGACUUAUCAUGCAGGAAUUAUUGUUCUGAUCUCAAUGGAAUGUUUUCACAUGUAAAAUCACUCUACAUUCUCCAGAUUCUGUGAUCUUCUAUUUAUGUCCUGACACUCCCUGGUUU
This is a messenger RNA of Arabidopsis arenosa, 2045 nucleotides long. The record is from the annotation of a GenBank genome assembly. NCBI's taxonomy places the organism in Eukaryota, Viridiplantae, Streptophyta, Magnoliopsida, Brassicales, Brassicaceae.